UCGCGGCUACAUUCCCGUGCUCUCUGCUCUCCAAGGCCAGGAUGUUGCUCCUGCCUGCGGCGCUGCUGCUGCUCCUCUUCCAGCCGAGCGUUGUGUCCGAGUGCAGCUACGUCCUGAGAGAUGCCUUCCGCUGCUCCGGCGCGGGGAUCCACGACUUGGCCUCGCUGGGCAUUCCCAACAACGUGACCCAAAUGCUGAUCAUGAGCACCAGCGCCACGGAGUUGGCAGACGGCUUGUUCGCCGACAUGAAAGUGUUGCAGCGUCUCAUUCUGUCCUCUAACCAACUCUCAGCGAUUUCUCCGGGAUGCUUCGAAGGCCUCGGGCAGUUGAAGACCCUGAAGCUGAGCAACAACAAGUUACGGCAGCUGCCCGGCGGGGUCUUUGACCCGCUGCUCCGCCUUCAGCAGCUGGCCUUGGAGCACAACCGGUUGCUGAGCCUCCCGCCGGGCCUCUUUGACCGACUGCUCAACUUGCAGGAGCUCUCCUUGAGCAAGAACUUCCUGGCUGCGCUGCCCGGGCAGCUCUUCCGACGCCUCGCCCGGCUCGAACAGCUGGACCUGUCCAGGAACCAGCUGGUGGCCUUGCCUCGGAACAUCUUCUCCACCUUGUCCAGUCUCAAGAAGCUCAUUCUGUCAGCCAACGGCCUCGCCUCGCUGGAGCCCGGCUUGUUUGCCCACCUGGGCGCACUGCUGGAGCUCCAGCUGCACUCGUGCGCCAUCGGGGCCGUCGCCCCGGGGGCAUUCCACGGCCUCCGCCAGCUGCAGACCUUGACCCUGUCUGACAACAGGCUGCCCACGCUGCCUGCCGAGCUCUUCUUCCCCCUGCGCCGGCUGGCCCGGCUGACCCUGCACAGGAACCCGCUGCAGGCCCUUCCGAGGCGGCUCUUCGGGGAGACGCCGCAUCUCCACAGCCUGUGCCUCUGCGAGACCCGGCUCUCCACUCUGCCGGCCCUCAUGCUGAGCAACCUGACCCGGCUGGAGCGGCUGGGGCUGAGCCUGAACCCUCGCCUGAGCGCCCUCCCCGGGGGGGUCUUCCGAGGCCUCGCCAGCCUGGAGGCGCUGUCGUUGCACUCCAACAAUCUGUCCAGCCUCGCAGAGGAGGUCUUCGGGGGGCUGGAGAACCUGCGGGAGCUCUCCCUCUUUGGCAACCGGAUCACAGGGCUCCCUCCAAACGUCUUCCGUCACCUCGGGCGCCUGGAAACCCUCUACCUGAACAAUACUGGGCUGCGCGCUCUCCCUGGAGAUGUCUUUGCCUCCCUUCCCAGCUUGCAGAAGGUUUGGCUUGACGGGAACCCCUGGCGCUGCUGCUGUGAGCUUGCCGCCUUUGCAUCCUGGCUGCGGAAGAACACCGGCCUUGUGCAGGACGCUGCUGCUGUGACCUGCCACAGCCCCCCAGCGCUGCGGCACACUCCCGUGCAUGCCGUCCCCCAGGGCCAGCUUGCCUGCCCGGCCACCACGGCUCGUGCCCACUGGCCAUCGCAAGGCCAACCCUCGCCCUCUCCUCCUGGAACUGAACUCGUGGCUUCAGCUUGGCAGCCCACGCCUGGCACAUCCCGAGUCCCCCAGACGGCACCAGCCUCCUCCGCACCUCUCUCUGAUGCCAGCACAGAGAUUCUGGAUGCAGCUGGCAUCUACUCUAGUGGUGCCCCUGUGGCAUUGCCUUACCUGGCAGAGUAUAAUUACAGCUACCUGGACCCCACAAUGGACACCCCCAUGGUCAUCGGGCAAAGGUGGUGGGUCUUUAAUCUCAAGAGCCCAAUAGGUUGGGUUCUUUUCAGCCUCCACCUCCUGGCACUGGUGACUCAGGCACUGGCUGUGGGGGCCACGUUGUACGUGGCUCUUCAGGUCUGGCAAGUCCGGGCCAGGAGGAGAAAUGCCCCUGCCGUGCCUGUUCUCACGCCUUGGGCCAGGGGUGCCGAGCCAGGCCCGCGGGAAGCAGAGAGCAGCGCUUACUGUACCAUUGGGCUGGUGCUGAAAGGCUCCUGAGCCGGCACUCGGGGUCCGCCCGAAGCACAAGUGGCCGGCAAUGCCAGGUCCGUGGCGCCGUGCUCCCGCCCGCCCACGCAGCCCCGCUUUCCCUUGCACAUCCAUUCAUUCCUCUCCCUUGAAUUGCCUCUCCUUGGAAGACUCCCUGGCUGCCUCCUGGUGCCCCUCCCUCCCUCUCCCCCCACCCCCAGGCUGGGCCCUUCCCGUGGGCCGCCCGUGCUUUCCCUGGCACUACUCCUGAAGGACGGCUAUGGCUGUGAUGGUGGCGGGGGCAGCUCCUCCUCCACUGGCCCCGUGCCCUCCCCCUCCUCCGUCAAUCUUGGGUCCUCCUCAAGGCUCACCGGCGCUCUGGGAGCUGCGCUUGAGCCAUCCGGGCCCUGCAGGGCUUGCGGCCCCCACACCCCCUCCCACUGUGGAAUGACCUCUGGGCCUCCCCAGGAUGCCGUCCAGUUCACUGCAGGAUGGCAGGAGAGCCGGCUCUGGAUGCGCGGGAUGCCCACACCAGCGAGCCACGGCCACCUUUGGCUCGGGUUGACCUUGGAGCGCCUCGGACCUCUUCUCCGUGGGAUGGAGGGAGUGGGGUGGGAGGCCUCCCUCCCAUCAUAACGGUGUGCCUAGGAGGGGCAGGCUGGGGGGUGGGGCUUUUGCCCCCCCCCCCGGUGGCUGCCCAUCCUUACACCGGCUGCUUGCUUUACCUCCCCUCCUCCUCCUCCUCCUCUGUUUUUGGCUGAGCAGCGGGGUUGGGGGUGGGUGGUGGUAACAACUCCAAGGUCUAGACAAGGAGUGCAGGAUAAAGACCCCUGAUCAAGAACACAUUUGCAAAACAUGCCCAUUCGCACAUAUUGUAUAGAUUUGCUUAACUCAGAGCAAAAUGUGGGCAGCAUUAGGAGUUAAUUUCCAUCUUAAUAGUUCUCACGUCUAAACGCAAAGAUCUCAAUGUUCCUGUGACUUGCCUGUUCUUGCAACUUUUUCUGUCUGAAAGAGCAAAGCAUUGUUUAAAACGUACUCAAUGAAAUAAACGAGCACAGAACGUGCA
This is a messenger RNA of Elgaria multicarinata webbii, 3021 nucleotides long. It is a transcript of the gene GP5, whose product is annotated as glycoprotein V platelet. Gene Ontology annotation, cellular component: extracellular matrix. The record is from RefSeq and is a predicted model, not a curated record. The transcript has 2 exons. NCBI's taxonomy places the organism in Eukaryota, Metazoa, Chordata, Lepidosauria, Squamata, Anguidae. Gene Ontology annotation, molecular function: protein binding. Bases 42 to 1985 code for a protein of 647 amino acids.